Molecule: messenger RNA, 5212 nt
Organism: Phyllopteryx taeniolatus (common seadragon)
Lineage: Eukaryota; Metazoa; Chordata; Actinopteri; Syngnathiformes; Syngnathidae
Gene: lca5
Product: lebercilin LCA5
Exons: 10
Coding region: 2454-4526 (690 amino acids)
Biological process (GO): intraciliary transport
Cellular component (GO): axoneme
Source: RefSeq, a predicted model, not a curated record
CAUACACAGGUUACAGGUCACAGUUAUUGUUGUUUAUGUUUUUAAUAUUAAGCAUUUAAUUUGUAACAUACAGUCGCUCCACGUUCUAACUCCGAAGAGAGAUCUAAUUUACUUGAACUUACACAUUUAUUUAAAAUGUAAAGCAACUUGUGCGUGACGACGCAGAUAAGAUGGCGGCCUCCUCACUCUCAGCGGAGUUGAAAUGCCGAGACGGACGCGCUGACAAAGUUGAGAAAAUAAACGUCCCAGUGGAGAACACGCUGACGUCUCUAAUGGCAGGACUUCGCAAAGUCGCUCAGAGCGUCUCGCCCCUUCUCAACGAGCUCGUGGAGAAGGAAAAAUUCGCCGCAGGAGACGUCACACUUGGGUAGCCUUCAUUCUGCUCAUUCGUUAGCCACCUGCUGGACAGUUUAGCAACAACAAGAGGCUCCAAAUAAUUGUGGAUUCGGGGAACAAUGUUGGACGUAUUCAGUGAUGCCGAAAAUGCAAAAGUUAACCUGCAAAUAAUGAUGAUUCUAGACGCUAAAUUGCCCGUUGGUGUGAACGGUUGCUUGUUUCUAUGUGCCCAGCGAUUGGCAGGCGACCAGUUCAGGUUGUAUGUACCCCGCCUCUCAGAUGGGUUCGGCGCCAGUUCACCCAUCAGGAGCAGCCGCUCAGAAAAUGCUUGGAUGGAUGCAUGGAUAAUAAUCAUCAUUCGCCAAUGAAUCGACAACCGUUUUGAUAAUCCAUUCAUUGUUUUUCAUCAAUUCUCAGAAUUUCAGCCAUUUCUCAGCCGAUUUACGUAGUCCUCACCAAAGCAGACUGAUUAUUUUUCCCCCUUCAAAAUAAUACAUUUGCAAACAUCUGCUUUUACUUUAGAAAACAAUCAACAACAUUUUUGCCAAUUUUCUGACAAACAAAAAACAAGCCAGGAACUGAAUGAUAAAGGAUUUAUGCGUGUGCAUUUUAUGCACCGUUAGUCUGAAAGAAUGGCCCGUUUUCUAAAAAAGGAAGUCAUUUUUAAAAUUGGAAUAAUUAAAAAAACAUUGACAGAUUAAUCCAUCCAUCCAUUUUCUGUCACGCUUCUCCUCACGCGGGUCGCGGGCGUGCCGGAGCCCAUCCCAGCUGUCAUCGGGCAGGAGGCGGGGUACGCCCCGAACCGCUGGCCAGCCAAUCGCAGGGCACAUACAAACAAACAACCAUUCACACUCACAUUCACACCUACGGACAAUUUUAGAGUCCAGAUGAAUCCGUUAUUCAAAAUAAUCUUUAGUUGCUGCCCCAAUGAUAAUGGUACAGUCGGCCAACAUAACCCCGUUGACUCGAGCGUGACAAGUCGUUCCUGUGCUGCAGACGACGAAGAUGACGAAGAGGACAGCGACGGCGAGGCCGAAAAACCGCCCGGGUGGGAUCGUCUUCAGCCGCCUGCUAAAAGAUCCAAAACGUGAAAGUCCAGCCGAGGACCACUCGUCUUCCUCUUUUGUGCGUUCAUUUGUCCACGUGUGAAAAGGUAGCUCGUUUCGGUUUUUUAAAAUCUCAUUGAGCCACGUGUCAAUUUCUUAUUGGGGAUGACGUUGCUAUUGUAACAUUCAACACGGAAGACCAUCAAAUGAAAUCACAGCGUUAUGUAACCAUGGUGACAUACCGAAGUACUUUGAUUUUCAAGUGUCUAUCAAUAUCAAUUAGAAUAUGGUGGAAAAUGUCAUUUAUAUCAGUAUUUGUACAGAUUCAGUAUAAGCACAAAAGAAAAUCAAUUUCAGGUCAAUUCCUGCCUAAUUUCUCUAUUAAAAAUCAUUUUGAUGGCAUCUUGUUAUGCAAUUUAAUUUUAAUUUCUUGAAGGUUAUUUUUAGAUUGGAGCCUGGAUUGAGCUCUACGGUGGCAUCGCGAGAAAUGAGAUCUCGCGAGAGGAAUCUCCGCGCGGGAGGCUCCGGUUCGAUUCCCGGCCAAUGCAACAAGCCCCCAGCCCACUUAUUCUUUGGCAUUCUUUGUCAACUGGAUUUGUUUAUUAUUCUAAUCAUCAAACUGUGAAUAUUUCUGCGGCGCGUAGUGGAACGCGAGACGAACCGGUGACGUCACAGAAGCAGCAGCCAGCAAUGGCAAUAAAGAUUUUGCGAGGGGGCGGAAGCAGCCAGCAAUGGCCGUCGUUCCAGUUCGGCGUCCUCCCUCCUCGCCCCGCUCACACGACGGAGCAGGGCACUGUCGAAUUUGGAAUGCGGACGAGUGAACACGGCGACGCGACGCGACGCGACGCGGCUAGCACGUUAGCUUAGCCAAAAGUUUGAGCCUUCUUCUUUCUCAUUUGUUUUCGCGAGCUUCUUCCCCCGGCGCCACUCUUGAGACGACGCCUCGGGGCCCAAUUAGUAAUGCGCCCUUUGUCGUGAGACGGCGACAAUCGGCGAGGGAUUGAGGAGGACACGUAACGUCCCCUUCUCAAGCCACCGACGACAGCGUCGCUUUGGUGAACCGGAACCGACAUGGAGUCCAAAUGGGACGCGUCCGAGGACGACUGGGACGACGAUCGGAGCCGGCGGUCGAUCGGGAGCGCGAAGAGUCGAGCGUCCUCCGCCAAAAAGCCGAAGCGCUACAAGAACCUCCGGGACAGGAUCCAGGUUCCGGAAAAAGACGUCUCCAAAAGCCAAGACUACGCCACGGAUCCGGACCGGGACCGGGACCGGGACCGGGCGUCGGACGGCGAGGGGCGACGGAGCAAGGGCACGUGUUAUUCGGACGACUACGACAACGACGACGACGACGACGACGACGAGUCGGAGCGCUCGCUGUCGCCGUACGUGCGGGAUCGCGCUCCGUCGCCGCCUGCGCGUGCCAGCCGCUUUUCCAGCGCUUCGCCCUACAACACGGGUUUGGAGAAGCGGGUUCGGGCCCGGCCGCCGCCGCCGCCGCGUCCGGGCCGCGGCCGAGCGGCGCGCUCGCGCAGCAAGGACUCCCUCCCCCCCAAAGACCUGGACCCCCUGACCAGGCAAAUGCUGUCGGGCCGUCUGCUGAAGAUCAACGAGCUGCGCAACGUUCACGCCGAGCUGCAGCUACGCAUCGUGGAGCUGCAGAAAGAGAACCGCAUUCUCAAGCAGCUUCAGACGCGCCAGGAGAAGGCCCUGCAGAACUAUACGGACGCCGAGAGCAAAAUCUCGCAGAUGCUGUCGUGCCACGCCAACGAGACGCACGUCCUGCGCGAGCGUCUGCGGCGCGCCCGCGAACGGGAGCGCGCCGCCGAGCGCCGCCUGAAGGAGAAGGACGAGCAGCUGCUGAGGAGCCACGACGCCGCCGGCCGCAUGAAGAAGCUGCUGGAGCGGCGGCAGCUGGGGGAGCGCCAGGAGCUCAGCUGCCAGCUGGACCAGGAGACGGCGCGCACGCACGAGGCCCAGCUCAAAAUCAAGGAGCUGGAAAGGAACUUGGAGCUGAGCAACGGCGGCCACCAGCGGCAACUGGCCGCCGAGAGGAAGAAGACGCUCGGCGCGCAGGAAGACAUCAAGAGUCUGCAGAAGGAGCUGGAGCAACUGGCCAAUAAACUCCGGGAAAAAGAGCGGGAAUUGGAAACCAGGAACAUUUACGCCCACCGCAUGGGAAAAGUCUCACCGAGGAAAGUGACCGACGGCGACACGAAAUCCAGACUCUUCAGCAGGACACACAGCAAAGCGGUGCAGACGCACGGGCGCGGCGGCAGCCCCGAUUUCCCCUCGCCUCCUCCCGCCUUGGCGGAGUACAGCGAUUCGGCCCCCGACGGAUACCUGUCGCUCAAGCAGCAAGUGGACGAGGUGGACGGCGGACCGAGACCAAAGCGGGAACAGCAGGAGACGACGAGCGGAGACGCAACGGGAAGCUCCGGCGAAGGGAAGCGGACGGACGAGGAACGUCAACGACGCACCCGCCGUGUUCUCGAAGCCGAGGCCGACGUAUUCGGAGACGACUUGCGGAAAGAGGAGCAGGAGCACGACACGGGCAGCUUGUUGACCAAUCAAACAGGCGAGAGCGUCCCCGUCCUCGAGGAAGCGGACCGGCGGCGGAACUGCAGCGAGGCGCGUCGCAGGAAAGACCAGCUGCUGGCCAAGAUGCGCGAAAUCGACCUUCAGAACGAGGACUCACAGGACCCCGUCUUCGUUGACUCGUCCGAGUCCAACGCGCCCGAGACGCCGUCGCCGGGCGGGCCGGGUCGGCGAAGCCUGCGCUCCCUCAAGGUCGAAGACGACCCGGUCUUCGGAAGCUACGUGUCCUCGUUCGGGAACCCCCGGCAAAGCGCGGCCGGGGAGGACGGCGACCGCGCGCUGGAGGCCAUCGGCGUCUUUAGCCUCAAGAGGGCGGAGGCGGAGGAAAAGAACAAGAAGUCCACGCUAAUGCGCCAGCUGUUCGGUUCUCUGGCGGCGGCGUCGGGCGACGCUCGCAAAACGGAGCCGGACUACUCGACGGGCGGCAACGAAGCGCGGGGAGGAUCGCGAGCGGCGGGGCGCCUCGGCGCUCGGCACGUGGCGGACAGCCGGCCCGCCGUCCGCGCCGUCGCCUCCUUCGACGACGACAUCGAGGAGCUCACCUUGUAGCGCAGGUUACGCCGUUCGCCCGCGGAUCGUUCAGCUCCAUAUCGACUGUGUGUUUUUUACCUUCAAGGUUUUUGUUUACUUUUUUGUGGCAGUUGCAAACUAAGGGAUGGAAAAGCUCCACGGGAAGUUACGUAGGGAAAGUUUGCAAAGGUAUCCUACUCAAGCAUAAAUAGAAACAUUUUGUUUUGUCAUAAACACACGAGCGGCACGGUGGGCGACUGGUUAGCACAUCUGCCUCGCAGUUCUGAGGACCCGGGUUCAAAUCCAGCCUGCCUGCAAGGUGUUUGCACGUUCUCCCCGUGGUUUCCUCCCACCUUCCAAAAAACACGCAUGCUAGGUUCGCCGAAGGCUCUAAAUUGCCCGUCGGUGCGAAUGGUUGUUUGUUGAUAUGUGCCCUGCGAUUGGCUGGCGACUAGUUCAGGGCGCGCCCCGCCUCUCGCCCGGAGUCAGCACACAUGCGACCCGCGUGAGGAGAAGCGGUUCAGAAAAUGGAUGGAUCGAUAACGCACAAUCAGGCAAAUGUCAUGAUUAUUACUUCAAUUUUCUAACCCAAUGUCUUGAGUGUUUUGCUAGUGCUAGUCGCACUUUAAUUUAUUGCACUUGGUACACUAAACAAAGUGUUUUUUGUAUUUAUUUGUGACAUUUAAUAUUUUUAGUGUCUGAUUAAAUGUGCACUCUUUGAAAAA